UCGAGAAGAGAUGGGUAGAGGAAAAAUAGUGAUACAAAGAAUUGAUAAUACAACAAGCAGGCAAGUUACUUUCUCGAAGAGAAGAAAUGGACUUCUCAAAAAGGCUAAAGAGCUUGCAAUUCUUUGCGAUGCUCAAGUUGGACUCAUUGUUUUCUCAAGCACCGGAAAACUCUAUGAAUUUGCCAACAACAGCAUGAGGUCUACAAUUGAUAGAUACAACAAGAUAAAGGAGGAGAAUAAUAACAUGAAUCCCAUGUCAGAGGUUAAGUUUUGGCAAAGGGAAGUAGCAAGUCUGACGCAGCAGCUGCAUUACUUGCAAGAAAAUCACAGGCAGCUUUUGGGUCAAGAACUUUCUGGACUCAACACCAAAGAUCUAACAAAUCUGGAAAACCAAAUUGAAAUGAGUUUGAAAGGCAUUCGAAAGCAAAAGGAGCAGAUUCUGACGGAUGAAAUCAGAGAACUAAAUCAGAAGGGCAAUCUUAUUCAUCAAGAAAAUAUAGAACUCUAUAAAAAGGUAAACCUUAUUCGACAAGAGUACACAGAAUUGCAGAAGAUUUCUGAGCAAGGAUAUGAAAGUGCACCAAAUGGGGGUCUGCAGGCCACACAUACAAUCAGCAAUGGAAAUGACCUACAUGCACCAAUCAAUCUCCAGCUAAGCCAGCCACAAACACAGAAGAACGGAACAUCAACAAGUGUCAUGCAACUUGGGUAA
Messenger RNA from Solanum verrucosum, 712 nucleotides. RefSeq names its product MADS-box transcription factor 23-like. Lineage: Eukaryota; Viridiplantae; Streptophyta; Magnoliopsida; Solanales; Solanaceae. Gene Ontology annotation, biological process: positive regulation of transcription by RNA polymerase II. Gene Ontology annotation, molecular function: protein dimerization activity; RNA polymerase II cis-regulatory region sequence-specific DNA binding; DNA-binding transcription factor activity, RNA polymerase II-specific. The transcript has 7 exons. The record is from RefSeq and is a predicted model, not a curated record. The coding region runs from base 11 to 712 and encodes 233 amino acids. Gene Ontology annotation, cellular component: nucleus.